Molecule: messenger RNA, 2639 nt
Organism: Coregonus clupeaformis (lake whitefish)
Lineage: Eukaryota; Metazoa; Chordata; Actinopteri; Salmoniformes; Salmonidae
Gene: rnf175
Product: ring finger protein 175
Exons: 10
Coding region: 335-1171 (278 amino acids)
Cellular component (GO): Golgi membrane; endoplasmic reticulum membrane
Molecular function (GO): metal ion binding; ubiquitin protein ligase activity
Source: RefSeq, a predicted model, not a curated record
AAUUGUUACGUUGGCAGCGCAGCUCGGCUGUCAGUGUCUAAAUGGAGAAUGCAGGAGCUUUGUGUGGGGCCGGUGUUUAGCUGUCUUUAGCGAGCUGGCUAGCUAGUUAGCUACAACACCAGCAGGAGAGAUGGCUGGAGUGCAACCCCAGGGGGAUCUCUUGAAAAUGACUUACAGAGAGAACUGGAAAUUCGAAAAUGCUAAUUAGCAUGAAAGUAGACAACAUGCAAGACUACAAGUCCCAGCAAGCUCCUGCACGACAUCUCUAGCUGACACCUUUUCUAACAGAGUACAGCAUGAGCGUCUGCACGUGAAGCACCGGGGCCAUGAGGCCAUGCAUGCAGAGAUGGUGCUCAUCCUCAUCGCUACACUAGUGGUGGCUCAGAUCGUCCUGGUACAGUGGAAGCAGCGGCACAACCGCUCAUACAAUCUGGUAACCCUGCUCCAGAUGUGGGUGGUGCCUGUCUAUUUCACUAUAAAACUGUACUGGUGGAGGUUUCUCUCCAUGUGGGGAAUGUUCUCUGUCAUCACCAGCUUUGUGGUCUUCAGAGCUACACGCAAGCCACUCUCCUGUCGUACACCACGGAUGGUGUAUAAAUGGUUUCUGUUGAUCUAUAAGCUGAGCUAUGCAGUGGGAGUGAUUGGAUACCUGGCCAUCAUGUUCACAAUGUUCGGCUUUAACGUCUUCUUCAGGAUCAAGGCUGAGGACUCUAUGGAUGUGGGUGUUAUCAUGCUGUUCUAUGGUCUUUACUAUGGAGUGAUGGGACGGGACUUUGCUGAGAUCUGCUCCGACUACAUGGCCUCAACUAUAGGGUACUGUAACAUGGGAGGAAUGCCCUCCAGGAGCCUGACAGAUGAUAUCUGUGCGGUGUGCGGCCAGAAGAUCCUGGUAGACGUGGAUGAGGAGGGGAUUCUAGAAGAUACCUUCCAGCUCUCCUGUAACCACAUAUUCCAUGAGUUCUGUAUCCGUGGCUGGUGCAUUGUGGGUAAGAAGCAGACGUGUCCGUACUGCAACGAGAAGGUCGACUUGAAGAGGAUGAUGAACAAUCCCUGGGAGAGAACACACAUCCUGUACGGGCAGCUCUUGGAUUGGCUGAGAUACCUUGUUGCCUGGCAACCCAUCAUCAUCGGAAUAGUCCACGGAAUCAACUUCUCCCUGGGGCUGGACUAGUAGAAGAGUAGAACUCUGGGAUGAUCGCCUUGCAGAACUCCCUCCCCGGGAAUUCCCUCUCUGAACUUUUGGAAUCCAUGCAUGCAUUUAAUUUAUUGGACCCCAAGUGUUUUAUUUAUUAUCUGUAAAUUCUGUACUUUAUACAAUGUCUGCAUCCCAAAUGGCACCCUAUUCCCUGUGCUCUUUUUGGUCAAAGGAUUUUGUACGAUUUCAGUUUGUUCUACAGUUUGCACUCUGCAGAUAAUCUCCCCUCUCUGUCCCAAUACCCAAACUGAUUACUUCUCUCCCUCUCUCUCUCUCUGUCCCAAUACCCAAACUGAUGCACUAGGUAGUGUGCGUGCAAAGUGUUGGCCAUGCAUACUAAGUAGUGUGCGUAUUGGGACACUUGGCCAUAUCACACCGGUAGUCCAGUCACCAUCACAAAAAAGCUGCUUUUGUCUUUUAAAACCGGUUUGAUUGAACCUUGAAGUGUAUCCCAAAAUAGCACCCUAUUCCCUAUGUAGUGCACUACUUUCACCCUAUUCCAUAUGUAGUGCACUACUUUUGACCAGAGCCCUAUGGCAACAGGGUGCCAUUUUGAGAUGCAGACGUAUUAAUCCUGGGAAGUCACGUCAAGGUUCAGCAUAUCUUGUUGAAGAUACCUCAGGGUUCACAUUCACUCAGAGUAGGAGUUCUGAUCCAGGAUCAGAUCAGCCUUUAAUGAAUCAUAUUACAUGGGGGGAAAUUUUAUGCAUUUAAGGGGAAUAGUAUAGGACGUGAUGAGCACACCUACACAAAUAUGCAUCCCAAUUGUCACCCUAUUCCCUGUAUAGUGCACUACUAUAUGUGGGAAUAGGGUGCCAGAUGGGAAGGACCGUUCUACAACGCAAAAACAAAAAAGGUGCCUCUGUGUUGACGUGUUGCACGUAUCACAAUACACAUUGUGUCCAAAAUGGCACCCUAUUCACUAUAUAGGGCACUACUUUAUUCAGUAAAUAUAUAUAUAUAGUGUACCACUUUUUGAAGUGGUCAAACCCGAAAUGUCACUAUUGGCACCCCAUCAACUACAUAGUGCACCUGGUCAAAGUAGUGCACUGUGAAUAGGGUGCCAGAACAGGGAGCGGGGCCUGUGUCCCCUAUCAACAGGGCCAUAGGGACAUAUUUGAGAGACAUUCUGCUACACCGUUGGAGCUAGUAACAUCCAGCAUUUCGCUGCACCUGCAGCUCCAAAUCUGUGUGAGCAACCAAUAAACGUUUGAUUGAUUUGAAAAGUAGUGCGCUGUAUAUAGGGAAUAGGGUUCCGUUUCAGACCCAGCCAGAGUCUUCAACAGCCCGUGUCCCCCAGAGGAGUUCUGUAGUGUGGAUACAGGAGUUUUUUCCUGAUCCCUCUGUAACCUGCAGGAUAAACUCCAGGCUAUAGAAAUAUAAUCUAUAGAACGGACCUCCCAAUUCAAGUCAAUGAUGGCAUAAUGGGUGUAGAGCAGGGUUC